AUGGUUUCUCUAACAAGUUUGCAUCACGAAGCUUUGGAGGAGAUAUUCCACCAACUCAACCAAUACCACACUUUAGCCCUUGCUCCAUUGCAUUCCAAGUUCUACUACGUUGCCAAGCCCAAGUUGUACCGGAACAUUUAUGUUUAUAUUCCAUGGACGUUGAACGACGCGUUGGAGCUGAAUGAACAAAACUCGACUUUCCACUUCCCCAAGAAUCUCAACAAUUGCAAGAGCACAAAGUACUCAAUAAUAUCCACAGACACAUUUGAGAGAUAUUUGAUGAGGAUGGAUCUGUCGCAAGAGAUCAAUCGCUUGGAAUUGUAUGGUCACAAUAUGACCAUGAUUGAUUGUAUAUUCCGACAUUUUACCAAAAUCAAGUAUUUUGAGUUAGUUACGGUUCUUAUUCCAAGAGAACAGAGGGAACCAGGCUACCUUCUCCACAUUCAAGAAUACAUUGACGUGUAUGGUUAUGGUACUCAUUAUAUUUCUCCCAAUUUAUUUAGCAGAUUUCCCGAACAUGAACUAACUGCUAGCAAGCUGAUCCAAGUUGGUGAGUGGUUUUGUUGUAACGAAAUCGAUAAACUUCACCUGUCAAAGAGCUUGAAGGAGCUCACAAUUAUAACUUCUAGUGGUCAUUGUCGUAUGCGUUGUCGCUUCAAUAUGCAGUUGCGUGUAUUGAACUUUUAUGAUUCUUACGAAAGCAUGAGUUUGAAUUUCCCGCUACGUGAUUAUUUCGACACUGGUUCUCUUUGUGAAUUGUCGCUCAAGGGAGAUAUCGAUUUGGAUGCUAUGUUCACUUUCACUGACAUGGAGAAAGAGUUUCCGAAAUUGGGACAAUUAUGUUUACGUUUUGCCGGGCAGAAGGAGAGAUGUCUUGCGCCUAAGCCAACAGCCAUACUGGCGUUGCAUUAUCAAAUGUUUGCUUUUGAUAUCUUUAUACAUUUCUAG
Messenger RNA from Lodderomyces theae, 948 nucleotides. RefSeq lists its product as uncharacterized. Bases 1 to 948 code for a protein of 315 amino acids. NCBI's taxonomy places the organism in Eukaryota, Fungi, Ascomycota, Pichiomycetes, Serinales, Debaryomycetaceae. The record is from RefSeq and is a predicted model, not a curated record. The transcript has 2 exons.